Messenger RNA from Lactuca saligna, 1398 nucleotides. The record is from the annotation of a GenBank genome assembly. NCBI's taxonomy places the organism in Eukaryota, Viridiplantae, Streptophyta, Magnoliopsida, Asterales, Asteraceae.
AUGUCAGACCAAAUACCUUUCCAUAUACAGGAGGACAUCAUCAAAAGGCUUCCUGUCAAACCAUUGCUUCAGUAUAGAUCCGUCUCAAAAGCAUGGAAAUCUUUGAUCGAUAGCUCUGAGUUUAUUGCAGCUCACAGUGCCCUCCACACUCAUCCACAACACCUGCUUGUAAAGUACGAAGAUUUGGUAGAAACUGAAGAUAAAUAUGUUUCUUUUAUAGAUGACGAUACUUUCCUCCAACAGAGGUUUGUUCCCACUCUUCCAUUUUCCGUUAAGUCACUUAACCUUUCAAUAAUAGUCGGUAGCUCUCACGGAUUGUUGUGCUUGCAUGGUUAUCAAUGGGGCCCGGAGAAUUCUCAUCGCAACCUUAAAUCGCCGAAGACUGUUCUUUGGAACCCUUCGGUUAGGAAAUCGGUAGUUGUUGAUAUGCCUAAUUUGGUGUGUGGGGGCGAAGAAAUAGCUGUUGGUUUUGGGGGAAAUGGAGAAAUGUAUCUAGCAAUCUGCCCAGUAAGUCAUUUCGAGUUACAUGGUCGCAGUGAGGUAGACCUCCCAGAUAGUUUAGCUCAACACUCUGAAACAGAGAUAUCGGUUUCUAAGGUAAGGGAGUCUCUUGCUAUGCUUCAGUAUAGUACAGACACACACACAGACAAAGAUGUCUGUUCUGUUUGGAUAAUGGAGCAUGGUGUUCGAAGAUUGUUCACAAAACUAUUCACCAUUAGUGCACCACAUGGGUCAAUGACAGUAUUGGGAUUUAGGAAGAGUGGCCAACCUAUAAUUGAAGUGAAAGAUGAUCUUGCUGAAUCAAGUGACAUUGCUGUUCAUGAUUCCAAUUCGGAAGAAAUCAACGAUCUUGAGAUUUGUGGAAUAACAAAUUCAUUUCGCAUGAUUUCUUACAUGGAAACCUUAACUUUUAUUCCUUCGUUCUCGUCCCCAACAGCAAAAAGCCUGCCACCAGGCGGUCUCAGCACAACAGAUCCUCUUCCAAUUGUCGUAACAGUGACUCCUCCAACCACCGAUCAACAUCGUCUUUCUCGUCGUAGGUACAUGCCACUGGUCGCUACCCUUCUCUGGUUCCAUGGAAUCCAUACUAAUAUCAUUAGGCAGCAUAUGGCUGGCCUACCCCUCCACCGUGGGCUGUUCCACGCCCUCAUUUGGCUCCUUAACCACAACAACAUCGUCGACAACCACCUGCAAACGACAUUCUUAGACGACAACCAUCAGCCCAACCAACUUCCUCUACUUCCCAGGGAGCAUUUCAUGGUACUACUAUUGAUCAGUCCUCACUUCCUCCUUCUUGGCAAUGGUUUCCUCCGUAAGUCCCAAAUCUGCUUGUGUAUCAAUCAGGUCCGUUUGAUGGUGCAGAAUCUCAAUCAAAAGGAUGAUGCCAAAUCAAAAUAG